ACCAAACUGUGACCUUUGUCUGAUCAUUUCGUCUCUCCUUCCCUUAAUUGUUUCUUUGCAUCAUAAGCAGAAGUGGAGUUAGUAGUAGUAAUUAGUAAACGUUUGGGAGUUUUUGUGGGUCUGCAAGUAUUUGCGUCACUGUUUUCAAAAUAAGGAUCCUAAAUCAAUUAAUUCACAGAAUCUGUGAUGUUGUGUUUUUUUCUGAAAUCUUUCCUUUUAAUUCUUGCAACAUGCUAAAGUAUGAGUCUUUUUACCCGAGAAAAAUAGCAGUUUUCCCGAGAAAAAUUUGAAAACCAGGUCCCUAAAGCUAAAGCUAGAAACUAGUAAAAGCUAAAGUAGUGGAUUUUGUAGAUGCCAAGUUUCGAUUUUUGAGCCUUUUAAGUUUUAAGCUCUUUUCUGGAUUUCGUUUUUCUCGUUGGCUCCUUUAUUCGCCGAGCAAUACAUCCGUUUUCCCGAGGAACUGUUGCGUAAAUCAUUGCCGACAAAACCUCAUCCCCCAGAAAGAUCGUCAAUUUCUACAAUUUUGAACUCGUUGUUUUUUAAAAAGCUGCUUUUGAGCUCUUCCUCCGGAUCAUUUUCGAAAUGGGUCUGUGUUAUUCAGUAGAUCGAACUACUGGGAAAGAACCAGGAGACACCAGCACCACCGCCUCUGCGACGGAGACGACUGAUGACAGAUUAGGCUCCGGCCGGUGGCGGCGGCCGAGAGAUUUGAUUGGCGGCGGCGAAAUCGAAGGGAUUCAACAGGUUCUGGGUCGCUUGGUUUCGAAUGGUUCUAGUAAGGUUGCAUGUCUUUACACUCAGCAAGGCAGGAAAGGAACUAACCAGGACGCCAUGCUCGUCUUUGAGAACUUUUGUUCGAGAGAUGAUACAGUGUUUUGCGGUGUUUUCGAUGGACAUGGACCAUUUGGUCACAUGGUUGCCAAGAAAGUACGAGAUACAUUGCCCUUCACUCUCUCAACCCAAUUGAAAAUGACCUCAGAAUCGGAACAAAGCCUGUUAGUGAAUGAGAACGAUUUGCAAAUCAAAGGUACAGAGGAAGAAGAAGUGCAGAAAACUGAGUCCGUUACUACAAUGGAUGAGCAAUGGUGUGAGCUAAAUCCAAAUGAGAGCAAUGAUGAACUUCCCGAGAUGUAUCUGCCUCUUAAACAUGCGUUGCUUAAGUCUUGUCAGCAGAUAGAUAAAGAGCUGAAAAUGCAUCCAACUAUUGAUUGCUUCUGCAGCGGAACAACUUCAGUCACUUUGAUCAAGCAGGGUGAGGAUUUGGUGGUUGGAAAUAUUGGUGACUCCAGAGCCGUUCUUGCCACAAGAGACGAAGACAAUGCUUUGAUCGCUGUACAAUUAACUGUAGACUUAAAACCGGAUUUGCCAGGUGAAUCAGCGAGAAUCCAGAAAUGUAAAGGAAGAGUCUUUGCAUUGCAAGACGAGCCUGAGGUAGCUCGUGUAUGGUUACCAAACAGCGAUUCACCUGGUUUAGCAAUGGCUCGAGCUUUUGGAGACUUUUGUCUCAAAGAUUACGGAUUGAUCUCUAUACCAGAUAUCAGUUACCGCCGCCUAACGGAACAAGACCAAUUCAUUAUUAUUGCUAGCGAUGGGGUAUGGGAUGUGUUGUCGAACAAAGAAGCUGUUGAUAUAGUUGCUUCAGCUCCUAGCCGAAGCACAGCGGCUCGAGCUCUAGUGGACACAGCGGUUCGAUCAUGGAGAAUCAAGUACCCAACUUCCAAGAACGAUGACUGUACUGUAGUCUGCCUUUUUCUACAAGAUUCAUCAGUGGCCAUGGAAGUGUCAAGCAAUGCAAUGAAGCAUUCACACAAAGAAGAGCCCAUAGAGAGUGUCAGUAACAGUAUCAGCAAGGAGGAUGACGAGAUUGUCCCCGUUAAAGAAGAAAAAAUCCCUGCGAGUUGCGGGAUUGAGUCGAAGAUGAUGACAAUGACACUUGCGGAAUGUAUUUCGGUUGCACAGGAUGACGAGGAGUGGUCGGCUUUGGAAGGGUUGACGAGGGUUAAUAGUCUCUUGAGCAUUCCAAGGUUCUUCUCUGGUGAGCUUAGAUCAACAAGCUGGAGAAAAUGGUUGUGACUUUUUUGACUUGUGAUUCCAUGUUAAAUCCGACAAAAACACUUCAUAUCACGAUGUUCUUUUGUUUCAUAUCCAACUUUCUUUUUUUCUUUUUCAUUUUUUUUUCAUGGAAGUUCUUUGCAAAUAUAUAAUGUUCUUUUGUUUGUUUCAAUACAUUUCAUACAUGUGAGAUUGUUCAUGUUAGUUGACACUA
Capsella rubella is the source of this 2266-nucleotide messenger RNA. Its product is annotated as probable protein phosphatase 2C 18. Bases 583 to 2073 code for a protein of 496 amino acids. NCBI's taxonomy places the organism in Eukaryota, Viridiplantae, Streptophyta, Magnoliopsida, Brassicales, Brassicaceae. The record is from RefSeq and is a predicted model, not a curated record. The transcript is spliced from 5 exons. Gene Ontology annotation, molecular function: protein serine/threonine phosphatase activity. Gene Ontology annotation, biological process: protein dephosphorylation.